AUGGAAGAACACACUGUCAAAGUUCUGCUGCUCGGCGACGAGAAUGUCGGAAAGACAACAUUUCUAUCCCGCAUCAGCAAGGGCGGGAAUGCGCUCGACGGAAAAUGUGAAAUUACUCUGUUACGAGACGUAGAUCAGCCUUUCAUCUUCGAGCUCCGCAACAGGAGAAGAGCAUAUCGUCUUGAAUUCUACGAUACUAGUUAUCCCGGUGACUGGCGGUCACUGGACCCAGACCUGAUUCUCAUAUGCUAUGAUAUCAGCCAGAGGCUAAGCUUGAUCAAUAUGGAACGAGUUUGGAUCAAAGAGGUCCAUAGUACAUUUGAAACGGGCGAUCGCAUUCCUAUAAUGGUGGUCGGUCUGAAGAGAGAUCUCAGAUCCGAAACCGAUCCGAAUGGCAUCAUCUAUCCUCAAGAAGGAUACAAGGUGUCGCAAGCGAUGAGGGCAGAUAGGUACGUCGAGUGUUCAGCGGUGACGGGUGAGGUGCUCAAGUUGGCGUUUGAGGAUAUCUGCAAUACGGCCGCACAGACCAGGAGUGCAGCAGGCGGGCAGAGCGAAGGCGGCUGCGUCCUGAUGUAG
Molecule: messenger RNA, 576 nt
Organism: Xylaria bambusicola
Lineage: Eukaryota; Fungi; Ascomycota; Sordariomycetes; Xylariales; Xylariaceae
Product: P-loop containing nucleoside triphosphate hydrolase protein
Exons: 3
Coding region: 1-576 (191 amino acids)
Biological process (GO): small GTPase-mediated signal transduction
Molecular function (GO): GTP binding; GTPase activity
Source: RefSeq, a predicted model, not a curated record